AUGGCGGCACCUCGAUCUACGCUCCUCACGGCUCUGCCGUCCGAGAUCCUGCACAGCAUCGUCGUGCGCCUCCCGGACCCCACCAAUUUUGCCAUUGCCAGCAGCGGCAGCCUGCAGCUGUGCCGAAGGUUUGACGUCGAAUGGUUCCGGGCGCAGCACCCACUCGCAGCGCCCGGGCGGCCGUGGCAGUAUGCAGCAGUGACAUGGCGACGGCUGCAGCAGCAGACAGCUGAGGGCAUGGUGCUGUGGAUGCUGCGCUACGCCAAACAUUAUCAGCAGCAGCAGCAGCAGCAGCAGCAGCAGCAGCAGCGGCAGCAGCAACGGCAGCAGCAGCAGGACCAGCAGCAGGACCAGCAGCAGGACCAGCAGCAGGACCAGCAGCAGGAGCAGCAGCAGCAGGAGCAGCAGUACCAGCAGCAACAGCAGCAUCGUGCAGCACGAGACGUUUCGGCCGCAGAGGCGCGCCUGCUGUUGCACGGCGACGCCGUGGGAGCGCUGCUGGCGCUUUGCGGGCCCACGGCGCCCCUGCUGCUCCUGCCCUACGCGGCCCAGGGAGGCGUCGCGGCGCUGCUGCAGCCCCAGGCGCUGCGCCGCCUGCUGUGCCCAGCGGAGGGCUUUUGCCUAGGGGAAUACACCGAGCUGGUGACUCCGCGCGACCAGAUUGUCGCGGCUGCCAAGUCGGCCCUGCUGGCCGGCCGGUGGGCUGACGCAAUGGACAUCGUCCGCAUAGCGCACGACGGCGGCUCGGAUGCGACGGCAGCCAUGCUUGCAGACCUGCAGCCCUUUGCCGUCCGCCGCUGCGCCGCCAGCGUCGUGCGGAGCGCGCUGGCGGGCGGGCUCCUCUGCGAGCCCGAGGACCUGCGCCGCGCGUUCGGCGCGCGCGCGGCCGGCGGCGACGCGGCGCAGGUGUUCACGAUCUGCCACAAACAGCUCAGCGCUUCCAUCUCGAAGCAGCGCUGCGAAGACCUUGAGCUUUGCGACCAAGGCCACGUGCGCGCCUGCCGCGAGGCAACGGCCGCGGCGAGCUGGGAUGCCGCCGCGCAGCUGUGCCUGCGGGGCGCGCAGGUGGGCCCGCGGCCGGCGCUCUGCGAGCCGGGGGUGCAGGAGCAGCUGCUGCUGCUGGCAACUGAGCAGCCCAGCCUCCGCGUCUCAAGGGUCGGAGAGCUCGUCGCCGCCGCGGCGACGUGCGCGGCGACGCUGUCCGACACGCAGCUGCACGGGCAGGUGCUGCGCGGCGCGUGCUCCGCGCUGGCCGCGUCCGGCGAGCGCCGCGAGCUGCCCCAAGCACUGGCGGACGCCGUCUGCCGCCUUGCGGCAAACGGCGGCCCCUGGCGCGAGGGCUGGGGCACCCCCGACUGCUGGGAAAACGUGCUCCCUAUUCUGGCGCCCGCGGCGCUGUUUGCGGCCCUCGACGAGGUCUGGGCGGAGGCGCGGCGCCGGGGGAUCGCGAUGGAAGUCCUGCAGGCGGUGGUGGCGGCCCUGGACCCGCCGGGCGAGGCCGCCCCGCAGUACAAGACGCUGUCGAUGGCCGGCCGCGCGUGGCUGGCACCACGCCUGGCCCGCGCGGGCCUGCGGCUGGGGGCGCGCCGCGCCCGGCCGGCGACGCGCGCUAUGCAGAGGCAGAUGGCGGGGUGCUGGCCCGGCCUGGGCGCAGCGGGGGGCGAGGAAGAGUCGGAGGACAUGGCAUACGCAUACUUUGCUGCCAUGUACGAUGAGUGCGAGUGGGGUACGCAGGGCCCGGUAUCUCAGCGGCUGCAGCUGGGUGUCAUGCGAGCGGUGCGGGGCGGCACGGCGCCGGAUGUGGAGCGCGCACUGAGCAAGCAAUGGGCUCUGCAAAGCCAGAUCUUGAACAAGCUGCAGGCGGCGGCGCUGGCGGAGUUGGAAGCGCUCGGCGGGGCGGGGGCCUGGGCCAGCCGCCCCAUGUUCCGGGCCUGGGUGGACGAGCUGUCUGUGAUGCAGGACUACGUCAACUGCGCGGCCGCGCGCGCAGCCGAGGCGGGGCGCUCCCCCCACCUGCUGGCGGUGCUGGGCAGCCGGCAGGCGCAGCGCCUGGCGACUCACCAUGACUACGGACCCAUGGACCCUUGGGGCAGGGUCCAGGGGCAGGCGAGCGCCGCCCUGAGUGGGAUGAUCGGCGCCAUCCGCGGCGGCCAUCUGGAGGACAUGUCGUGGUCGGGCUUAGGGGUGACCUGGUAUGACCUCGUUUCCUGGCUCUCAUUCGUCCAGCAAUGCGGGGGCAUGGCGUGGAGCGACAGCCUGCACGCGCUGCUCGGCGGCCGCGUGUGCGGCGGCGCCCAUACGCGGCCGCCAGCCGAGGGCGAGGCGGCCUUUGCGCCGCUGCGCCGCGUCCUCUCUAUGUUGGGCAAACGCGGGUCGGGGCUCGACGUGGUGAUGCAUCUCUAUGGGGACGACCCGUCCUUUUUCGCGCGGGUGGAGGAUGGGGAGCUUAUGGCGUGGCUCGAGGCCGAAGACCAUCCGCGCGCGUGGGCGGGGGGCGUGCGGGCUUCGGUGGCGCACCACCUGCUUCGCUGCGCCGGCGGGGCGGACGCCCUGCGGGCGGCGGUCAGCUGGCUGGCGGUCGCGGAUUGGGAGGAGGUUGGGUGA
Monoraphidium neglectum is the source of this 2604-nucleotide messenger RNA. RefSeq lists its product as hypothetical. The transcript has 2 exons. The record is from RefSeq and is a predicted model, not a curated record. NCBI's taxonomy places the organism in Eukaryota, Viridiplantae, Chlorophyta, Chlorophyceae, Sphaeropleales, Selenastraceae. The coding region runs from base 1 to 2604 and encodes 867 amino acids.